CAGCAGUCACUGAGACAGCUAUGGCAAUGUUAAUGUUACUCCAAGAUAUGAAGAUGGAGAAAAGGUGGCCUUCCUGUGUGUUUUGUUUGUUCAUCCUAACGCAUCAUGUUGAUGGUCAGCUUGAAGGCACCAUUAUCAAGACAGAAGCAGUCCAUGCUCUCCCUGGCAGUGAUGUGACUCUUAUGUGCAGCAUCCUGAAUGGAAAUAGCAUCUCUGUGACACAAACACAAUGGUCAAAGGUCGAUGAUACGCCGCCCAGUAGAAUAGCUGUAUCUCACCCUGUAUAUGGCAUUACGUACUUACCUUUUUCUAAGACUUCUUAUAACUAUUCAGUGGUUUUCAGAAAGACCCACCAUUGCUGGGCAGACUUCAACCAGACUUCGAUUUCCCAUGAUGCCAGAGCAAAUCCUGUGGAAUGCUAUCAAUGGAUUCUACAUUUGAGUAAUGUUAGUCUCUCACUCACUGGGCGGUAUGAGUGUAGCUUUGCUACCUACCCUUAUGGGACACAGGUUGCAGAAAUUAAUCUUAUUAUCAAGGCAGAAGAUGAAAAGCAUUAUGUGGUGGCAGAAGUACUAUUAAACCAAACAUUGGAAAUUCCGUGUUUUGAGAAUAUAACUUCCGUAAAUUGGUCCAAGUAUCCUUUGAAAUGGCUAAUAGCGGAAAAUGGACAUGAAGAAACAACUCUUACAAUCAAAGAGUUCUACCACCAGGAUGUGAGUAAGACUAUUAACCUAUUGUACAAGGAAAGAAUUCAGCUAGGUGCAAACAAUGAACUAAAGAUUUCCCCAGUAAAAAUUAAUGAUGACAACAAGGUGUUCUCUUGCUAUGUGAAGUACCAUCCUGAAAGAAUACUGGCAAGCACCACCAAAGUGAAAGUAUUUGCCAAACCAGAAAUCUCCAUUGCUCUCCAAAAUCGUUCCAAUGGCACUGUGGGAGAGGCUAGUCUUACCUGUAUUGUAAGGAAGGCAUUUCCCAAGCCAAACCUCACAUGGUACGCAGAUGGAGAGAUUCUUAACGACCAGUUGGAAGAAACAUCUGUUGAAGCUGAAAAUCUAAAAGACGGUGAAGGUUUAUAUGAAUUGAGAUCAAUACUGAAGAUACAAAGUACAAACCAGUCAUCCACUAAUCAAACAUUUUGGUGUAUGUGUAGUUUUCCCUUCCUGGGGAAUAAAACCUGGAAUAUUUCAUCUGAAGAAAUUAUAGUUUCUUCUGGCCAUGUACAUAACAAAGUGCCAUUUCCAGCUUUUACAACCACAACUACAAAAGAUCAUGAAAUUUCAACAUUUCCAUCAACAACCAUGGCUAUCACAGAACUUCCAAGUGUAUCUUCAACUUCCCUAACCUUCACAAGUCCAGUAACCUCCAAGCCUGUUUCCACUGCACAAAGCCAGUUUGAUUCUACCACAGACAUAGUACGUUAUACCAAUGCCACAGCUUCCAGUGAGAGUGAAACAUCACAGCGGUUGAGUGAUUCUACUACAGUAGCCCAAUACAGCAACGUGAACACAACCCUCUCCAGGGAAAAUGUAACCCUGCCACACCGCACCCUAUCUUCCAACACAAUUGUUGAUCCAGUUUCAUUUACUAAUCUCAGUGGUUUAUCGACUAUAAGGAAUUUGGCUAAUGGUACAGGUACCAAGGUGAAACCAGAGAAUGUUCAUUUCUCCUGGCCAGCAGUUGUAGCAAUCUUGCUUCUGUUAUGCUCUUUUCUAAUCCUUUUAGGAAUCAGAAAAUGGUGUCUGUACCAAAAAGAAAUUAUGAACAGACCUCCAUCUUUCAAGCCCCCGCCACCUCCAAUAAAGUAUGCAUCCAUGAUAGAAUCUGAUGGAACUACCCAAUCCUGCCAUGAACUGGAAACUUUGUAAUGUUUCUUGGAGUCUUCCUGAACAGUCUUCAAAGAAUAUUAAAUCUUGUCACCCCGUAAGCCUUUUAAGAUGCAGGUUGCUGGAGUUCAGUAUGAAUGACCUAUAUUCAAAGUCAAACUUCUACACCGACAAUGUCAAAAGCAAAGCACUCCAGUGUACGCUUUUUCAUCCGUUCCUCUGACAGACUGAAGUCUAACUGAAGCAUGUUGAAGUUUACAGGUGCUCAGCUUGGAUUGGGUGAUCAGAUGGGACUAUGCUGUCUUAAUAAUGGGAGUAGAUUAGCACAUGUGUCACUUUAUUAAUCUUCCUAGGAAAAAUGUUGAAGCCGUUUCUUUUAGUAUGCCUAUAAUGAUGAUCACUUUAAGUAUAUGGCAGACAUAAUUACUCCACAGUCUUAGUGAUACUUUGGAAGCUUUCUGACACAUGCAUGAGCAGUUUUUUAAAAUUAUAAUCUUUCUUACUAUACAAAUACUGAUAUAUGGUAAGGUUAGCCAAUGCUAACCUUUAAAGAGCAGGAGCAUUCAUUGUAGGUCAAUUGUCCACAUAUAUCAGUGGCAUCUAAUGAGGACUCACCUGGAAAGGCUGAAGGGAAAGGAGGCUGCCGUUUUCCUCUGACGUAAACAGCUAAGAGCACCUGGCUGCGUAUCUUGAAUCUGCCAGACCAAGAAGAAGUCAGGCUAUCCUGCAUGUCAUCUUGAGUGGGAGACUAAAGGACUGAAAUGCAUAACCAUCCAAAGGGGGGAUGAUAUUGAAACAGUGACUGUUUCCAAGGAGAAUAGCAAUUGUUCAAAGGUAAAAAUAUUUUCUGAGGUAUAUUUUUAUUGUAUAUCAAAUAUAUUGACCUCAGUAGAUAAAAAAGAACACCGUUCUUCAUUUCUCACUCUUCAUUUGUAAAUGUGAGCUGAGAGAAUCCUGUUGAGAACGGGUUUAGUUCUUGGCAUUUGCAAAAUAUAUCUUAAUAUUGAAGUCAACUUUCAGGCAUGUACGAAAUCAAUCUUCAACUAGGAGCAGUACAAUUAAUGUAAAGAAAUACCAUCAUGAUAAAGGUUUGUUUCACAAGGAGCCAAAAUUCAGACAUGAUGUGUUGGUUUCGUAAUGGAAUAAGAGCACUUUCUGCAAUAGAAGUGUUGUGGAGUUUACAAAUGCUACUGUAUUCUUCUUGGCACAGAAAAGGGAUCACCUUUUCCAGGACUGAAAUGUAUCUACAUCAAGUGUGAAACAUAUAUGAUUAACUGCACUGAGCCAUUCAUAUAAAGUACAAGACAAAACAAAG
This is a messenger RNA of Pelodiscus sinensis (Chinese soft-shelled turtle), 3138 nucleotides long. It is a transcript of the gene CD96, whose product is annotated as CD96 molecule. NCBI's taxonomy places the organism in Eukaryota, Metazoa, Chordata, Testudines, Trionychidae. The record is from RefSeq and is a predicted model, not a curated record. Gene Ontology annotation, biological process: cell-matrix adhesion; inflammatory response.